AUGAAAAUGAACACCAUUGAUUAUGUAUCCAUAUUACUGGCUUUAAUUAUUUUUUUAGUAAUCUUUAUGUAUAAUUAUAAAAAAGGUCAUCGACAAGAAAUAUCUUCUCCAAUUAAUCUUUUAACAAUGAGUUCAGAAAUUAUUGAAAACUCCAGAUGGAUUCACAUUUAUGCUGCAUUAAAAAUAAAAAACGAACAUUGUCACGAUGAAAAUACUUUAAGAUUAUUUUAUUAUACCUCACUUAUUUUUAAACAUGCUGGGAAUACUAAUCAGUCAGAUUGUUUUAUUUUUUAUAAUACCCAAGGAGUAAAAAAAGAGCAAACAUUUAAAUUUUGUAAAUUAUUUAUAGAAUGUCAAGAAAAAAAUCUUUUUACUAUAAAUAGCUUGAGGAAGAAAUGUGAAAUCUUUAAUUUUGGGGUCAAAUCAAAUUAUGAAGGUCAAAUUAUUAUAUCCUUAGAUUUAAGAAGAAAUGAUCUCACAAAAUUUAACUCAUAUAUAUUUCUACGAAUAUUUAACACAUUUAAACAUUUAUUCGAUGAAAAUGUGCAAAAACUUUUGUGUGAAAAGUAUAUACUUCAUGGACAUUAUAAUACAGCUUAUUCUGUCAUUGAUGUUUUGGGUGGCUUUUUUCUAUACGAAAUGUAUAUCAGACAAUUUGAUUUUAAAUGUAUUCAACAAAAAUAA
Molecule: messenger RNA, 684 nt
Organism: Vairimorpha ceranae
Lineage: Eukaryota; Fungi; Microsporidia; Nosematidae
Exons: 1
Coding region: 1-684 (227 amino acids)
Source: RefSeq, a predicted model, not a curated record